GGUCCAGGAAGAGCUCCGUUAAACAUGACUGCAUUUGGCGUGCAUCGCAUUUGUCUUGGCCUUGGGACACAUGCAUUUCUUAGGACGCUCCCGCCCCACAGGAAAACCCAUCUUCACAUCUCAUCAUGGCCGAGAUCGCGAAGUUACCUGUCAUUGAUGGAGAGACAUAUGGUGGAGAGCCCGAUGCUGCCGUCGAUGAUGCUCCUGAAGAGGUGGAGAAGAAGGGCACGGCUGCCGAUAGGCAUGCCAUGUGGAGGAUGGGCAAAGUACAGGAGAUGAGGAGGAAUUUCCGCUUUGUGAGCAUAUUCGGGUUCUCCAUGAUACUAAUGGCGAGCUGGGAAACAAUGCUAGGCACAGCAACCAUUGGCCUCGUCGAUGGAGGAACCGCAGGCUUGAUCUGGAUGUACCUGAUAUGUUGGAUUGGAUUCAUCUGCGUCAACACGUCGAUGGCUGAGAUGGGUUCCAUGGCUCCGACCAGCGGUGGACAGUACCACUGGGUCAGCGAAUUUGCUCCCGCAAAGUACCAGAAGUUCCUGAGUUACAUGAUCGGAUGGCUUUGCGUCCUUGGAUGGCAGACUGGCGCCGCCAACACGGCUUUCCUCGCAGGAACACAAAUCCAGGGAUUGAUUGCGCUCAACAAGCCCGACUACACCUUCGAGGCAUGGCAUGGCACGCUGCUUGUGUUUGCAGUAUCGGCAUUCAAUGUUAUCUUCAACACUUUUCUGGCAAAGAAGCUGCCACUGGUCGAGGGGAUCGUUCUGGUGGUCCAUAUCUUCGGAUUCUUCGCCAUCCUCGUCGUGCUCUGGGUCUUGGGCCCCAAGGGUGAUGCGGCUGCGACGUUUACGACUUUCAACGACUAUGGCGGAUGGAACAACUAUGGUUUGGCGACGCUCUCGGGCCUUGUUGCUGUUGUUCUCCCUCUGCUCGGAGCCGAUGCCGCCGUCCACAUGAGCGAGGAGCUUCGCAACGCCUCGAAAACACUGCCCCGUAGCAUGAUCUGGACCACUCUCAUCAACGGGUCAACCGGAUGGGUCAUGCUCAUUACCUUCUGCUCCGUCCUCGGAAGCCUUGACGAGGCACUCGAGACCCCGACCAAGCAGGCAUAUCUCUACGUCUUCUACAACGUGACCGAGUCAGUGUCCGGCGCCUCAGCCAUGGGAGCCCUAGUCAUCACCAUGGCUAUUUUCUGCAACUUGAGUAUCACCGCGACUUCCUCUCGCCAACUCUUCGCCUUCGCACGAGAUCAAGGCAUCCCCUUCAGCAGCACCUUCGCAUAUGUCAACCCCAAAUUCGACGUCCCCAUCAAUGCCAUCUGCCUCGCCUUCACCGUCUCCUGCCUCCUCUCCCUCAUCAACCUCGGCUCCUCCAUCGCCCUCAUAAACAUCGCCUCGCUCUCCACCGCCGCCAUCAUCGCCUCGUACAUCGUGUCCAUCUCCUGCAUCGCGCUCAAGCGCAUCCGGAACGAGCCUCUCCUGCCCUCAAGCUUUAAGCUCGGCCUCGCCGGCCUGCCCAUCAACAUCGCGUCCAUUGUCUUCCUCGUCUUCAUCUUCGUCUUCUCCUUCUUCCCCAUGGGACCCAAGCCCAGCCCUGCGGGGAUGAAUUGGAGCAUUUUGAUGUUUGGCUCGACGAUUGUGUUUUCCUGGGUUUACUACUAUCUUCAUGGGAGGCAUGUGUAUGCGGGGCCGGUGGCGUAUGUGCGCAAGUCUGCUUAACGGGGUCUGUCUAUGUUGUGUGGAA
Westerdykella ornata is the source of this 1737-nucleotide messenger RNA. RefSeq names its product amino acid transporter. The coding region runs from base 126 to 1712 and encodes 528 amino acids. The record is from RefSeq and is a predicted model, not a curated record. Gene Ontology annotation, biological process: transmembrane transport. Gene Ontology annotation, molecular function: transmembrane transporter activity. Gene Ontology annotation, cellular component: membrane. The transcript is spliced from 5 exons. NCBI's taxonomy places the organism in Eukaryota, Fungi, Ascomycota, Dothideomycetes, Pleosporales, Sporormiaceae.